AUGGAUGACCUGAAGCAGUUCAGGCAGUGGGGCUCGAAGACUCCUGGCCACCCGGAGAACUUCGAGACUGACGGCAUCGAGGUCACCACCGGCCCGCUAGGAAUGGGCAUCUCCAACGCCGUUGGCCUGGCUGCAGCGGAGGCGCAUCUCGCGGCCGCCUACAACAAGCCGGACUUCACCCUCAUCGACCACUACACCUACACCAUUGCCGGUGAUGGCUGCAUGCAGGAAGGCAUCUCUCACGAGGCCUGCGCUUAUGCCGGCCAUCUGGGCCUCGGGAAGCUCAUUGCCUUCUAUGAUGACAACGGCAUCACCAUCGAUGGCCACACCGACCUCUCCUUCACGGAGGAUGUCGGCAAGCGCUUUGAGGCCUACGGCUGGCAGGUGCUGGUCGUUGACAAGGGCGAUGAGGACGUCGACGCCAUCCGCAAGGCCAUUGCUGAGGCCAAAGCCUGCACCGACAAGCCCACGCUCAUCAAGGUGAAGACCACCAUUGGCUUCGGCUCGCCCAACAAGGCCGACAGCCAUGAUGCGCAUGGUGCCCCCCUGGGCGCAGACGAGGCCGAGGCGACGCGCAAGCAGCUGUCUUGGAACUACGGCGAGUUCGAGGUCCCCGAGCAUGUCUACGCAGCCUUCAAGAAGCAGGCCGAUGCUGGCGCUGCCAAGCAGGCUGAGUGGGACAAGCUCUUCGCCGCCUACAAAGAGAAGGAGCCCGAGUUGGCCGCGCAGUUCGAGCGUGCGGUGCUCAACAGGAAGCUGCCAGAGAACUGGGAUGAGUGCCUUCCCAAGCUGACCGAGAAGGACAACGGCAAGGCCACACGCUUGCACUCUCAGGACUGCCUCAACGCCAUUGCGCCGGUGCUGCCGGAGUUCAUGGGUGGCUCCGCCGACCUUGCGCCUUCCAACAUGACCCUGAUGAAGUGCACGGGCGACUUCCUGAAGGACAGCUACUCAGAGAGGAACUUCCGCUUCGGCAUUCGCGAGUUCGGCAUGGGCGCCGUCUGCAACGCCUUGUCGUUGGACAAGACAGGCAUCAUCCCCUACUGCGCCACCUUCACCAUCUUCACGGACUACAUGCGCUCCGCCAUCCGUAUUGCCGCCCUGUCCCAGGCAGGCACCAUCUUCGUGACCACGCACGACUCCAUUGCCGUCGGUGAGGAUGGCCCCACGCACCAGCCCAUUGAGACCAUCCCUUCCCUGCGACUGAUCCCUGACCUGACCGUGAUGCGACCGGCCGAUGGCAACGAGACCGCUGGGGCCUACAAGUACGCGGUGGAGCGCUCCAAGAAUGAGUCCCGGCCGACCAUGAUGGCUUUCUCCCGCCAGGCGCUGCCGAACCUCCCCAACUCCUCCAUCGAGAACACCCUGAAGGGCGCGUACGCGGUGGUGGAGUGCUCGGACCCAGAGGUGAUCAUCGUUGGCACGGGCUCUGAGGUCCACGUCUGUGUCGAUGCCGCCAAGUCAAUGGAUCAGAAGGUCCGUGUCGUGUCCAUGCCUUCCGUGGAAGUCUUCCGUGCUCAGUCUGAUAGCUACAAGGAGUCCCUGCUUCCAAAGGGUGUCCCCACCCUGAGCGUGGAGGCCGCCUGCACCUCCGGCUGGGACGAGUUUUCCACCGCGCAGGUGGGUAUCAACGUCUUUGGCGCUUCCGCGCCGGGUGGCACCUGCCUGGAGAAGUUCGGCUUCACUGCGGAGAACGUCAAGGAGUGCGCAGAGAAGUGCCUCAAGGGCGAGACGGGCGUCCUUUCCGAUGGCACCCAGGGCAAGCACUGA
This is a messenger RNA of Symbiodinium natans, 1770 nucleotides long. The record is from the annotation of a GenBank genome assembly. Lineage: Eukaryota; Dinophyceae; Suessiales; Symbiodiniaceae.